Molecule: messenger RNA, 5247 nt
Organism: Ahaetulla prasina
Lineage: Eukaryota; Metazoa; Chordata; Lepidosauria; Squamata; Colubridae
Gene: PAXIP1
Product: PAX interacting protein 1
Exons: 20
Coding region: 389-3718 (1109 amino acids)
Biological process (GO): positive regulation of transcription initiation by RNA polymerase II
Cellular component (GO): nucleus
Source: RefSeq, a predicted model, not a curated record
UUUUGUUAGUGGGCGGAGAUUGGGGUGAACUCACUAUCGAUACCAAGGGGAGGACGGACGUCUCUCGAUUCGACGAACCGAACCUUGCCUUUAGCGGAACCGCCGGUUUUUUCCAUACGCGCUCUGUCCCAUUGAGAGGAGAGCAAGGAAGAGGCCUUCGGGACGUCCCAAGCAGACGGGUGGCUACCUACCCUCCUGCUUUUUCUCACACACCCCCACACGGGCCAGAGGUGGCCCAUUCCAAAGAGCGCGUUCAUCUCCUAAGCAGCGCUCUGGGCGGGGGGGUGGGUGGGGGUACCCGGCAGCGGGCGGGGUGAUCCGGGGCUUCGCGGGUCUUCUUGAAUCCUCGAGCUCAGAAGCCGAAGCGGCUGCAUUGCCGGAAGCUAUCAUGGCGAAGGAGGAAGACAAGGGCGAGAUGAAGGUCCCCGAGGAGAUGUUCAAGGAUGUCAAGUUCUUCGUGGUGGGAGACAUCGACUCCAAGGUUAUUCAACUUCUGAAAGAUGGGAAGGCAAAGGAAGUUUCCUAUAAUGCCCUAGCUUCACACAUCAUUUCAGAAGAUGGGGAUAAUCCAGAAGUUGGUGAAUCUCGUGAAGUGUUUGAUCUUCCAGUAGUAAAACCUUCCUGGGUGACUUUGUCUGUUCAGUGUGGCGCUCUUCUGCCAGUAAAUGGCUUUUCCCCAGAAUCCUGUCAGAUCUUUUUUGGAGUUGCUGCUUGUCUGUCUCAGGUUUCCUCUGAAGAUCGGAAUACGUUGUGGGCUUUGAUUACAUUUUAUGGUGGAGAUUGCCGUUUGAGCCUCAAUAAAAAAUGUACUCAUUUGAUUGUGCCUGAACCAAAAGGGGAAAAAUACGAAAGUGCCAGUAGACGAGAGAACAUUAAAAUUGUGACACCUGACUGGAUUCUAGAUUCUAUAUCUGAUAAAACCAAAAAAGAUGAGGUUCCCUAUCACCCCCGUUUAGUAAUCUAUGAGGAAGAAGAGGAAGAGGAGGAGGAGGAGGAAGAAAAUGAAGAACAGGAUUCUCAAAAUGAAGGGAGUACUUAUGAAAAGUUAUCAAGUCCACCAUCUUCUCAAGAAGGGUCUCCUUUGGGCAAUCGAACUUUUUCUCCUAAGUCUAUUGAUGCUGACAGAAACAAAGGAGAACUUAUGUUUGAUGAUUCAUCAGAUUCCUCUCCUGAAAAGCAUGAAAGAAAUUUGAACUGGACCACAGCUGAAGUUCCACAGACUGUUGCCAGAAAGCACACGUUGACUCCAGGCAAGGACUCUGGGUUGAUUAAUUUGUGUGCCAAUGUACCACCUGUCCCAGGCAAUAUUUUGUCACCUGAUAUCAGAAACAAUAUGAUGGCUUCGGUACAAACUCCGCAAAGUUCUGGACAUUCUGAAAUGAUGGCAACAUGGAGUCCUGCAGUCCGGACACUAAGAAAUAUUACCAAUAACGCUGAUAUUCAGCAGGUUAAUAGACAAUCAAAUGUAGCACAUAUCUUGCAGUCACUUUCAGCACCCACAAAAACUUUGGAGCCACAGAUAAACCACAACCAACAGGGGCAUCCCAAUGCAGUCUUGCUUAGCCAGGUCAAACUGGCCCCGGAAACACGCUUAGUGCAGCCUCCUCCUCCUCCUCAACAUCACCAGCCUCAGCAACCGCCACCACCUCCUCCGCCUCCUCCGCAGCAGCAGCAGCAGCAGCAGCAGCAGCAGCAGCAGCAUCACCAUCUCUUGCAUCUCCAAGCUCAGCAGCUCUUGCAGCUGCAGCAACAAUCCCAGCCGCCACAGGCUCAGAUUCCCCAACCGCCUUUCCCACAGCAGCCGCAUCAGUUUGCCCAACAGCAGCAAGUCCAUCAACACCAGUUUUCUCAGCAGCCGCAACAGCAGCAGCAGCCGCAGCUGCAGCCACAGCAGCUCCCCUUCCCUUCCCAACUGGUACACUCCCAGCAACAAAUGCACCGCCCACCACAACCCAGCCCAUUUCAGCAGCAGCAGUUGCAUCGGUUGCAACAGCAGCACCUGCAGCAGCAGCAGCGGCAGCAGCAAUUGCAGCUUCAGCAGCAAAACCUUCAGCAGUUACAGCAGCAGCAGCAGCAGCAACAGCAACUCCAGCAGCAACAACUCCAGCAGCAGCACUUGCAACAAAUGCAGCAGCAGCAAAUGCAAAUGCAAAUGCAAAAUCAGACACCACAACACUUGACUCCAACAUCUCAGACGCUACACCAUCAAGUUCCAAUUCAGGCCCCACAGAAUCCCCAGCAGCAACAGCUGCAGCAGCAGCAUCAACUGUAUGGACAUGACCCAUCUGUAGAAGUUCCUGAAGAAUAUUUCUUACUGGGUUGUGUCUUUGCAAUUGCUGAUUACCCUGAACAGAUCUCUGAUAAACAACUGUUGGCAACUUGGAAAAGGGUAAUCCAGAUUCAUGGUGGUACAGUUGAUCCUACACUUACAAGCCGAUGUACCCAUCUUCUUUGUGAAAGUCAACUUAGUAAUAUGUAUGCACAGGCUUUGAAAGAAAGGAAAAGAUGCAUCACUGCCCACUGGCUGAAUUCUGUGCUAAAAAAGAAGAAAAUGGUACCACCCCAUCGAGCUCUUCAUUUUCCUGUAGCAUUUCCACCCGGAGGAAAACCAUGUUCUCAGCAUAUAAUUGCUGUAACAGGUUUUGUGGAUGGUGACAGAGUUGAUCUCAAGUUGAUGACUUACCUAGCAGGAGCAAAAUAUACAGGGUAUCUUUGUCGCAGUAACACCAUCCUUAUCUGUAAAGCGCCAACUGGCGUGAAGUAUGAAAAGGCCAAAGAGUGGAGGAUACCUUGCGUUAAUGUACAAUGGCUGUGUGACAUCUUACUUGGGAAUUUUGAAGCUUUGCGGCAAACGCAGCACAAUCGGUACACAGUUUUCAGUCUUCAAGAACCCUUUGCUCCUAAUCAGCAUCUGGUUCCAAACCUCCUUGAUGCUUGGAGGGUGCCUUUAAAGGUGUCACCUGAACUUCAAAUGAAUGUGAGAUUACCGCUUAAACCAAAGCAGAAUGAAACAGUAAUUCAACCUUCAAUCAAGAAGCCAAGAAUCGAAGACUUGCCAACACCUACGAAAAAACUGCCACCAGAACUGACACCAGUGAUUCUUUUUACAGGAUUUGAGCCUGCUCAAGUACAUCAGUACAUAAAGAAAGUCUAUAUUCUUGGAGGUGACAUAGCAGAGUCUGCUCAGAAGUGUACCCAUGUGAUAGCUAGUAAAGUAACCCGCACUGUAAAAUUCCUGACAGCAGUUUCAGUUGCAAAACAUAUUGUAACACCGGAAUGGUUGGAAGAAUGUUUCAAGUGUCAGAAAUUUAUAGAAGAACAAAGCUACAUGCUCCGAGAUGCAGAGGCUGAAGUCCUUUUCUGCUUCAGUUUGGAAGAAUCUCUAAAGAGAGCACAUGCGGCACCUCUCUUUAAGGGGAAAUAUUUCUAUAUUACUCCUGGAAUUUGUCCUAGCCUAUAUACUAUGAAAUUGAUUGUGGAGUCGGCUGGUGGCAAGUUAUUAUCUAAACAACCUUCUUUCAGAACAGUUAUGGAACACAAACAAAAUAAGAGCUUGUCAGAGAUUAUCCUUAUCGCUUGUGAAAAUGAUCUACACUUAUGUCGAGAAUACUUUACCAGGAACAUAGAUGUCCACAGUGCAGAAUUUGUUCUGACUGGAGUCCUUACUCAAACACUGGAUUAUGAUUCAUAUCCUUUUGUAUGCCACCUCCCUCCUUAAAUAUUACACUGAUUUCUGCAAGAACGCCAAGCUCAAUGAAAUAGGCUUGGUUUUCGGUGGUUGUCAUAAUGGAUAUUGUGUAAAAUAGAUAUAUUCAGACUGGAAAUUAUAAUGCAUUACAAGUAAUCCUUGAGAUAUGACCAUAAUGGAACCUGCCAUUAGGAUCUCAUACUACAAUGGCCAUUAAGCAAAAUUACUCCAUCCCUGCUCUCCCUGAUGCAGUUGUUAAAUGAAUGUGCAGGUCAUUAAGUGGGUCACAGGAUCUCUGGGGUGGAGGAGACCCUUGGAAGCCUAGCACUGGACCAGGUCCACCUGCCCCAGGUGUCCCAAAGAUCUACAUAGUAAUCAUUCCUCCUAUUUUCCCCCCAUAAUAAUAACCCCAUGAGGUGGGUUGGGCUGAGAGAGACUGUCUGCCCCAAAAUCACCCAGGUGUUUUCGUGCCUAAGGCAGGAAUGGAACCCACUGUCUCCUGGUGAUUGACCCAAAGUCAUCCUGCCAUUUUGAUGGCUAAAGCAGGACUAGAACUUACAAUCUCCUGGUUUCUAGCCUGGUGUUUUAACCACUAGACCAAACUGGUUUAUGCUAUUACUUAACAUAAUGGCAUAUGUGAUGAAGCAUAAUGAUAUCAAAAUGAUGAUAUGGCAUGGUGACGUUAUGAGACAAAAUGCUGAAAUUAUGUACUUCUAUCAUAACUUGAUGUUGUCAGAAAUACCAUAUUUUUCGGAGUAUAAGAUGCUCCGGAUUAUAAAAUGUACCUAUCUUUUUUCGGAAGGAAAACAAGAAAAAAAAAUGUGCCUCUGCCUCCCAGCAAUCUGCCUCCUUGCAGCAAACAGUAAACAGUGGAGGCUAAAAAUGGUGUGCGCGGAGACAGCAAUAGGCAAUGGCAAUCCCUGUAGCCUGAAACAGCUGAUGGUCGGGUGGCCGAUCCAACCGACAAUCAGCUGCUUGGGCUAAUCAGGCUGUACUGAAGCUGAAACUGAAACGGGCUGUUUGCUGUUUCCUGCAAGGAGGCAAAUUGCUGGGAGGCAGAGGCAGAUGGGCGGGGCUACAUUUGAUGUAUAUGAAGCACCAAAAUUUUCACCCUCUUUGUGGACGGGGGAAGGUGCGUAUUAUACUCCAAAAAAUACGGUAAGUUUUUGUUUUUGUUUUUUGUUUGCAUUUAUAUCCCGCCCUUCUCCGAAGACUCAGGGCGGCUUACACUAUGUCAAGCAAUAGUCUUCAUCCAUUUGUAUACUAUAUACAAAGUCAACUUAUUGCCCCCAACAAUCUGGGUCCUCAUUUUACCUACCUUAUAAAGGAUGGAAGGCUGAGUCAACCUUGGGCCUGGUGGGGCUUGAACCUGCAAUAUUGCAAGCAGUUGCUGUUAAUAAUAGGCUGCAUUAGCCUGUUGCGCCACCAGAGGCCCAAAGAGAUUUGCCUCACUUGUCUCAGGUAGUUGAGGCUUGUUUAAACAAGUUGAUUCAUCUAUAUCUAUCAUCUGUCUAUCUAUAUCUAUCAUCUAUUUUGACAGUGAAUUUUUUCCUUAACCA